Staurois parvus is the source of this 576-nucleotide messenger RNA. NCBI's taxonomy places the organism in Eukaryota, Metazoa, Chordata, Amphibia, Anura, Ranidae. The record is from the annotation of a GenBank genome assembly.
CAUUCCUCUGUGUGGGUGGUGCGGCUGCAGGUAUUCGUGCCGGUCCUGCAUUCCUCUGUGUGGGUGGUGCGGCUGCAGGUAUUCGUGCCGGUCCUGCAUUCCUCUGUGUGGGUGGUGCGGCUGCAGGUAUUUGUGCCGGUCCUGCAUUCCUCUGUGUGGGUGGUGCGGCUGCAGGUAUUUGUGGGGUCCCGCAUUCCUCUGUGUGGGUGGUGCGGCUGCAGGUAUUUGUGCGGAUCCCGCAUUCCUCUGUGUGGGUGGUGCGGCUGCAGGUAUUUGUGCGGGUCCCGCAUUCCUCUGUGUGGGUGGUGCGGCUGCAGGUAUUUGUGUGGGUCCCGCAUUCCUCUGUGUGGGUGGUGCGGCUGCAGGUAUUUGUGCGGGUCCCGCAUUCCUCUGUGUGGGUGGUGCGGCUGCAGGUAUUUGUGCGGAUCCCGCAUUCCUCUGUGUAGGUGGUGCGGCUGCAGGUAUUUGUGUGGGUCCCAUAUUCCUCUGUGUGGGUGGUGCGGCUGCAGGUAUUUGUUCGGGUCCCACAUUCCUCUGUGUGGGUGGUGCGGCUGCAGGAUUUGUGCGGGUCCCAUA